UAACAACCAAGUUUAUUCGGAAAGUUUGAAGUUUUUUGUGUCCUCUUAAGCGGAUGUGAUUAAGUUACCUGCAAUUAUUGAGUUAGAAAAUAAAGGUUCGAAUGUCGCCAGUGAUGGAGGACGCCUUCAAGGAAUUUGCCGACCUGGAUCAGAUCAGCAAUGCCGAGUUCCGGGAGCAGAUCAAAAAUUGGAUCGAAGACCAAGGGAUUCAUGCCAAUUUGCAGCUGCAGAUGAAAAAGGACCUGAUCGAUCAAAUAAGCCGCACCGCACUAGGUCGCAAAAUCGCCCUGAAGCUUCAAACCCAGCAGGGAAUUGUCCUAUCGCCAUUGGUUCUGGUUCUGAACACCCUAGUGGCUGAGUUCCUGUACACCCAAAACUGUCACUUCUCGUUGUCGGUUUUCAGCAACGAGGUACCGUUCAAGAACACGUUGCCCGACUUUGCAAGAUCCGGUCCUAAUGGUGAUGAGCGUUUCCGGUUGAGCCAUGUCGAGUUGAAGGAAAUCUUCGAAGCGCUGGGCUUGGAGCAUUACGGAGGAUUGGUUGAGAAGUACGAAGGUGGAAAAGCACCGGAUGGAAGGUCGUUGUUGUAUGUGAUCGUCAAGUCUUUGCUAAGUUCGGUGAAGAGUUACGAAGAAAAGUUGAAGAAACUUAAGCAGGAGGAAGUGAAUAGGAAAGAGAAUGAAACGGCUCUGGAUGGGUUGGAGAUUGGGAAGCUGCAUCGAAAUGUGGAGAAGCUUCUACAGAGGGUUAGGAUUGUUGGGAGAAGUAUGGAAAGAGUUGAAAAACUGCAGCCAAACGAGAGCAAUGAUCAGGGUAAGCAAGAGAAUAACUCCUGGAAAGAAUGCACUGAAAAUGUGGGGAAAAUGAUCUCGAGAAUGGAAGUUUGCUCAAAGAGAUUCGAAGACCUUUUGGGAAAAAUUCAAGAACAGCUAGAUCAAAAUCGUAACGUAGUUGGGACUGAGAAAAAGGAAGUGAUGAAUCCUGAAGCCAAGUCAUACACCGAUUUUUUGAACGAACUGAAAUCGACGCAACAUGGUAAGAAAUACGUGGCAAAGCUCCAGAAACAGAUACUCAAGCUGAUGGAAAAAGAGAAGACUCUGAUUGAAGCAAAAUAUCGGAAGAAACUGUACGAGACCGAACUUGAAUGCAAAACAAAGAUUGAGAAAAUUCUCGAUGAGCGUAUUCGUGAGGUAGCUGCUACUAGAGAUAUACUGAGAUCGCCUAGGAUUGCAGCCAGUGGAAGUGAAGAGAAUGUACUAAUGAUGAAGAAAAUCGAAGAAAAGUUACAGCAAAUGCAUGAACACGAGAGAAAUGUCGAUCGAAAGUUAGUAACUUUGAAGGAUGAUCUCAAACAGCACGAACUUCGACAGAGCAAAUACUUUCAAUCGCUCAAAUCUUCCGAAACGAAAGAGAAGAAGCUCUUGAUGUUACAGGACGUUGAACGCAAGCUGUUGGCAUCAUUCGAAGAUGAAACACAUGCAAUGAUUCGGAACGCCAAAGCGACGAUCGAACAUCUGGAGACAGAAAGCGACAAAAUCAAUCGAUCGUUUCAGCAAUACUUGCACAAACAGAGGGAAGACAAAAGACGCCUCAACGAUGAGAAGGUUGAAAUAUGGCAACGGUACAACGACGAAAAAAUGGAAUUCAACCAAAGAGAAUUGAUUGGAUUCGCUUCAACCGCUCCAACAGCUUCUGAACCAAUUGUAAGGGAAAGCUUCGUACCACAAAGUGAUGAUCUGCCAAAUCUAGGAUCAUUUGAGAACCCGUUCCGCACUUUUGAUCCCCACAAAUAUCUUAAGAGACCGAAAAUUUGUAACAUUGUACUGGUAACUCCAAAGCCACAUGAGGUAGCCGAUGUAGCGGUCAAUACAUCACUUGAAUUCACGAAACUAACCUCCGUACAACCCGUCGUCGUAGUCUCGAUUCCUCCUGCAGAACCCACAAAAACACUGUCGGUAACCUCCAAACAUCCCAGCGCUAGCAACCGAGAUAUCAACAUGAACGUCAACUUGCUAGAAAAGGCUAGAUUAGAUGCCGUACCUAGUAAUCCAAUUGACCUCCAGAAACACCUCAAAGAUCCUUCCAAAAUAACAGACAUUCUAGCGAAAGACACCAUCAAACUUAAGCAAAGUAUCGAAGAGAACCUGCAGAAGCUGGAUCAGAUGAGCAAAACGUACACUAAAUCCAGUGGAUCUUCUAGCGGGGAUAACACGGAUCGACACAACACGUUCAACGUCAAACCAUCGAUUCACCCGGUGCAAUCGAAGAGUCUGGACGAGGUAUCCAGUGGAGCGGAGCUAGGGGAACCUUCGUCCGACAGCAGUAGCAAUCAUCUACGGAAAGAGUUGAAGCAGUCCGAGUUUAAACUUCCCGAUCUGGACAGUACCAAAGACUUGUUGGAGUUUGCGGAACAAAAUUUUCCCAUUACCAACGAUAAAACGGAUUCAAAGAAGCCAGAUCAGAAAAGUUCCCUGGAACUUGUUGGGGGUUCUCUAGGAUCACUGAGCGAUUUGGAUCUGAGUGUUGACGACGGGAAAGAUAGUGGGUCUCCGCAGCACUCGGUUCAGUUUCCCGGGGUGGACGCUGACAAAAGUAAAGACAGUAUCGAUGAGAUACUCGAACGGAUAUCUACUGGAAAAAGGUCGGUUUCCGGCGAAGAUAGUUGGAACUAA
This is a messenger RNA of Uranotaenia lowii, 2672 nucleotides long. Its product is annotated as centriole and centriolar satellite protein OFD1. The transcript has 2 exons. The record is from RefSeq and is a predicted model, not a curated record. Bases 102 to 2672 code for a protein of 856 amino acids. NCBI's taxonomy places the organism in Eukaryota, Metazoa, Arthropoda, Insecta, Diptera, Culicidae.